Messenger RNA from Lagopus leucura (white-tailed ptarmigan), 1092 nucleotides. RefSeq names its product stathmin 4 (gene STMN4). Lineage: Eukaryota; Metazoa; Chordata; Aves; Galliformes; Phasianidae. The record is from RefSeq and is a predicted model, not a curated record. Gene Ontology annotation, cellular component: cytoplasm; neuron projection. Bases 106 to 759 code for a protein of 217 amino acids. Gene Ontology annotation, biological process: microtubule depolymerization; regulation of microtubule polymerization or depolymerization; neuron projection development. Gene Ontology annotation, molecular function: tubulin binding. The transcript is spliced from 6 exons.
CCGCGCCCACGUUAAAGAGCCUGGAGAGCACGGGGAGGCAGCGCAGGCACCGACAGUGCGGCCCCAGAAUUGUUGCUGCUGCAGACACUCAAGGAUUGCCAAGCCAUGACUCUAGCCGCUUACAAAGAGAAGAUGAAGGAGCUGCCUCUCGUCUCCCUCUUCUGUUCCUGCUUCCUCUCAGACCCCCUGAACAAACCAGCAUACACGUAUGAAGCAGACACGGUAGACCUCACUUGGUGUGUCAUCUCCGACAUGGAAGUCAUCGAACUCAACAAGCGCACCUCGGGGCAAUCUUUCGAGGUCAUCCUGAAGCCCCCAUCAUUUGAUGGCAUUCCUGAGUUCAAUGCCUCACUGCCCCGGCGGCGCGACCCAUCUCUGGAGGAGAUCCAGAAGAAGCUAGAGGCAGCAGAGGAGAGGAGGAAGUACCAAGAGGCCGAGCUGUUGAAGCACCUGGCAGAGAAGCGGGAGCACGAGCGGGAGGUCAUCCAGAAGGCCAUUGAGGAGAACAACAACUUCAUCAAAAUGGCCAAGGAGAAGCUGGCGCAGAAGAUGGAGUCCAACAAAGAGAACCGUGAGGCCCAUUUAGCAGCCAUGCUGGAGCGCUUGCAGGAGAAGGUCUGCUCCCAACCUCCGCACGGAAGGUCCCACCCUCACCACCUCCAGCUCCCUCCAAACCAUUCCUUCUGCACGGAGCUCACCCAGUGCCCUUCUCCAAGCUCCUCAGCCAGCCUUGGGUCAGAGGCAGAGAGUACGAGAUAAUGGCGGACAAUCCGAGCUCGCCCCAUCUCCUCGGGGUUCCCGCUCCAUCUUGUCUGGUGGACGUCUACCUCCUAGAUAGAGGGCAAGGACAAUCGUUCUGUCUGUCCCUGAGUGCCUCCACCGUCCUUAAAACACCCUGGGGGAGGAGAGGAUGCUGUUGACCCACCGGUGUCCCCGCGGGGACGAACCUCGUGCCUUCGAAACCCCUGCGAAGCCGCCGUCCCGAAGUCGGGCGAUCUAACGCGUCCCUCCUUCCCUCCCACCUCCCCACAGGACAAACAUGCAGAAGAAGUGAGGAAAAACAAGGAGCUCAAGGAAGAGGCCUCCAGGUAA